UAGAAGGCAUUCUCAUCUGAUAGUGGAUACAUCGGAGACGAUUUGUAUCAUUUUAUAAUAUCAUUUUAUAAUUUACCUCUCUCUCUCCCUCUCUCUUCAAAAGAUGACGUCUGUAUUUACAAUUGGAGGAAUCGCUUUGAAGGUUGUGAAAUUGAUUAUCAAUUUCAUAUGUAUUAUUCUCUAUCGAACUGGCUAUGGGGGUGAAUUUCUGGGUGUUGGUGGAACAUGGAAUUUGAAUGAAGAAAAAAAUCCAGAUGCCGAGAUCGUUGCUUCUGGGGUCCUGGUUGGUUUCUUCAUUUAUACUGCUGUUGUUCUCAUUAGUUAUUGUUUUGGGACAACGCAACACAAGAAAACGCUAGUGGAAAUCAUUAUGAAUUUUGUUGGCAUGUUCAUGUUUAUUGCUGUUGGUGGAACAGCUCUGCAUUAUUGGAAUGGAUAUCAAGCGGAACACAAAUACAUUCAUACAGCGACCGAGAGACAGGUGGGAUUGGCUCUUGGAUCUCUCUGCGUAUUGGAAGGCGCUGCAUACCUCCUAGAUACAUUAUUGAGCAUUUAUGCUUUCGUCAAAGACGAUUACAUGGAUUAAGUGUCGCUUUUUCAACUUAAUAUUAAAUGAACUUUUCAUUCUUCACACAACAUUUCAUUUAAAUCAUAAAUAUGAUGAAAUCUAAAUUUACAAGUAAGAAUAGUUCUACAGCUAUUUAUAGUUUUUUUUUCACUCUAUAAAGUUAUGAAUGAAAAUAUAAGGUAGAAUUUGACUGAACAGAUUUAUUCUACACAACAUGA
Messenger RNA from Diachasmimorpha longicaudata, 786 nucleotides. RefSeq names its product protein snakeskin (gene Ssk). Gene Ontology annotation, cellular component: plasma membrane. NCBI's taxonomy places the organism in Eukaryota, Metazoa, Arthropoda, Insecta, Hymenoptera, Braconidae. Bases 104 to 586 code for a protein of 160 amino acids. The transcript has 4 exons. Gene Ontology annotation, biological process: septate junction assembly. The record is from RefSeq and is a predicted model, not a curated record.